Aspergillus campestris IBT 28561 is the source of this 915-nucleotide messenger RNA. RefSeq lists its product as uncharacterized. NCBI's taxonomy places the organism in Eukaryota, Fungi, Ascomycota, Eurotiomycetes, Eurotiales, Aspergillaceae. Gene Ontology annotation, biological process: vacuolar proton-transporting V-type ATPase complex assembly. The transcript has 3 exons. The record is from RefSeq and is a predicted model, not a curated record. Bases 42 to 827 code for a protein of 261 amino acids. Gene Ontology annotation, cellular component: extrinsic component of endoplasmic reticulum membrane; Vma12-Vma22 assembly complex.
CAUUGAAAAGGUUUUUUGUCGCAUUGCCUUCUGGUUCUAAAAUGACACAAAUCCCUACACCUCCCGCCUCUCGCGCCAGUUCAGAAUCCCUCUAUGUCGAGACCAAACAAUCGGACUCCUCCGCGGAGCUGUUGCGGUCACUCGAUUCCCUUCUAGAGCAUUAUCUCCAUCUCCUCGAUCAACACCAGCGACUACAGGCCGAUCUCAGCUCGCGACUAUCCUCCGGGUUUUUCUCGCUCGCUCAGGCCAAUUAUACCUGUCCACCAGGCCGACAUUAUGGCGCGGAUUAUUAUGAUGAUCGCAUGAAAGCCACGAGGAGAGUAGAACUGCAAGCUUCUACCGACCGCGACGGAAAUGACCAUAGCACUCAGAAUGAUGCCACUUCGACGGAGGGCCACCCAAACCACGAAUGCAAACCUACGUUCACCAUGAAAUCCGUGAUAGACAACUCCGAGGAGGAUCAAUCGAAGAAGACGGAAGAUACCAAGCCAACGCCCACUACAGACGAGCCUGCACAGAACGAGGAACCCAAGCCCGAGGCAGAGGCCAAACCCACAGAACAAUCCACAGAAGACUCACCUCCCUCCAUCCUUACCGAGGACGACCAGCAGGCUGGCCCCAAACCUCAACCGUCGAAGCAUAAACCUCGAUCCUCCGAUCCUAUACGGUGGUAUGGGAUCUUGGUCCCCCAGUCUCUUCGCAGUGCUCAGAAAUCCUUUGCGGAGGCGGUGGAUGGCCAUAUGGCGGAGCUGGCCGGUGUGAUUGUUGAGAUGCAGGCUGUGGAGAAAGAAGUGACCCGGGUGAGAAGUGAACUGGGAAGUACGUGACAUGCUUGAGCUACACAGGUCAAGCUCGUGGCUAUGACCAUAUCCAUAUAGACAUUCCAAAACAAACAAUAGAUCAUGCUGAUCCAAU